Messenger RNA from Telopea speciosissima, 2760 nucleotides. RefSeq names its product proline-rich receptor-like protein kinase PERK3. The transcript is spliced from 8 exons. The coding region runs from base 204 to 2387 and encodes 727 amino acids. The record is from RefSeq and is a predicted model, not a curated record. NCBI's taxonomy places the organism in Eukaryota, Viridiplantae, Streptophyta, Magnoliopsida, Proteales, Proteaceae. Gene Ontology annotation, biological process: protein phosphorylation. Gene Ontology annotation, molecular function: ATP binding; protein kinase activity.
GCUUAUCGUCGAUUUGGUUUGUCACAUUUCUAUCGUUUUCUGCUGAGAGUUAGCGAUGGCUGGUGCUGCUGUUCUUAGUAAUAUAUAUUUUUGAACCUUUUUCGGAUUUCAGUGCUUGUCCUCUUACAGUUCACGAUCUCAUUGGCCUUUUGUUUGUUGAGAUCACGUAGAUCUGAAUUGUUCGUUUAAUUCAAGCGUCGGUGAUGUCAAGUCUUACAGAUGCAUUCUCAAUUUCUGAAGGUAUAGUGAAAAGGGUUCAAUGGUUUUUGCUGGAAUAUUUGCUCCUUUGGCCUUGUACAACAUUUAUUAUUGACGCGCAAACUCCAUCGGAAGCAUACGUUGCCACGUCCACUGUUCCAUAUCUUCCCCUGCCCCCUAAUAUUCCAUUCUUCAAACGUACACAUCGAAAACAUUUUUUAUCACAUGCUGCUCCAUUGCCCAUGUUGCCACCAUCCCUCCCUCCAGAUUAUGGCUCACUAACAACUUCUGAUCAUCCCUCUUCAAGUCCACAGCUAUCAAAACGAUCAAUGAUGAGUGGUCAAUUACCAGCUCUCGGUGCAGGCCUUCUACCUCCCCGUCUGGCAGAUGUUGCCCCAACGCAUUCCAAUGCUGGUUCUGUUCCCCCUGGUUUAGCUCAAUCACCGUUGACUCCUAGAGUUGCUGAUUGUUGUGGACCAGACAUGGUGCCUAAAAUAGGGAGUCGUGCUUGCAAUUGUGUAUAUCCAAUCAAGCUUGAUCUUCUCCUUCUCAAUGUUUCCCUGAGCACGAAUUGGAGUCCUUUUCUGGAAGAACUGGCUUCUCAGCUUGGUUUGCGAGUUUCUCAGUUUGAGAUCAUCAACUUUUAUGUACUUAGCUUAUCAAGGCUGAAUAUAUCUAUGGAUGUUACUCCACAUACAGGGCUCAGUUUCUCUGCUAGUGAGGCAUAUGCAAUAAAUACAUCUCUUGCUAUGCACAAUAUUCAUCUUGAUCCCAUGCUAGUAGGUGACUACAAACUUCUUAACUUGACCUGGUUUAAGCCACCAGCUCCUUCUCAAGCUCCAGCUGUAGCCAUGUCACCUACUGCUGCCCCAGCUCGUUUGCCCUCUUUAACACCAUUGUUCACUGCUAACAAAAGGAAACACCCAGGUUUGAUUCUCAUUCUGGGUAUUGUUAUUGGCAUCCUGAUCAUCGUCAUUGUAUCUGUGCUAGUAAUAUGUUCAUGCACAUCCGUUCGAGGAAGGGAGAAAGCACUUCCCAUAGAAACUGCAAAAUCAAGGACUGUAGAUGCAGUUCCAACUGUAGGAUCUCUUCCGCACCCCACCAGUACCCGGUAUAUUGCAUAUGAAGAACUUAGAGAAGCAACAAAUAACUUUGAACCAGCAAGCAUGCUUGGAGAGGGUGGGUUUGGCAGGGUCUUCAAGGGGGUCUUAAGUGAUGGUACAGCUGUUGCAAUCAAGAAACUUACUAACGGAGGACAACAAGGUGAUAAAGAGUUCUUAGUUGAGGUUGAGAUGCUAAGCAGACUACAUCACCGUAAUCUGGUGAAGCUUGUGGGGUACUAUAGCAGCCAUGACUCUUCACAGAAUCUCCUCUGUUAUGAGCUUGUUCCAAAUGGAAGCUUAGAGGCCUGGCUCCAUGGUCCAUUGGGUGUAAAUUGUCCUCUAGAUUGGGAUACCAGAAUGAAGAUUGCCCUUGAUGCUGCGAGAGGGCUUGCCUACCUACAUGAAGACUCACAGCCCUGUGUCAUCCACAGGGAUUUCAAGGCAUCUAAUAUACUUCUCGAAAACAACUUUCAUGCUAAAGUUGCAGAUUUUGGCCUGGCCAAACAGGCACCUGAAGGCCGUGCAAACUAUCUGUCUACGCGUGUGAUGGGUACAUUUGGGUAUGUAGCCCCUGAAUAUGCCAUGACUGGACAUCUACUAGUAAAGAGCGAUGUAUACAGCUAUGGGGUUGUCCUCCUUGAGUUGCUAACUGGAAGGAAGCCUGUGGAUAUGUCACAGCCUUCUGGCCAGGAGAACCUUGUGACAUGGGCUAGGCCAAUCCUUAGAGAUAAGGAACGAUUGGAAGAGCUCGCCGAUCCAAGGCUUCUGGGUAAAUACCCAAAGGAGGACUUCAUACGUGUUUGCACAGUUGCAGCAGCUUGUGUUGCACCAGAGGCAAGCCAACGUCCAACCAUGGGUGAAGUGGUACAGUCCCUUAAAAUGAUGCAACGCAUUACAGAGUAUCAGGAUUCCAUGUUAACCGUCGCCAACACACGUACAAACCUCAGGCAGUCGUCUACAACCUUUGAGUCAGAUGGAACUUCAUCAAUGUUCUCCUCUGGUCCAUUUUCUGGUUUAAGUGCAUAUGACAAUGAUAACAUCUCUCGCACGGCAGUAUUCUCAGAAGACCUGCAUGAAGGACGAUGAGAUUUUUCUGUAAGUUCUUCUGAGGAGGUAAUCUGAUCACAGUUUGUGACCGUACAAAUAUACAUUGACAAAAGAAUCAGUGAAGUUAAAGAUAGCAGUGGAAAAUGAAAGGAAGCUUUGAGAUGAGGUUCUUGCCUCCUCUCCUCUACCUCCUCUUUCUUUGGUGGAGAGCCCUUUCAGUUUUUCCCAGUCAGUGGGCGUUCUCUUCCAGUGAAUAACAUUGUAUAUAUUCCAUGUAGCAUUGCUUUGUUUGGAAGCCUGCAAGGGGUUCGUUCUUUACAUCUUAUUCUUUCACAAGGUAUACUCAUUGCUGCCUGCUUUGUUGGAUGCUGUUUUAUUGCAUUUGAUGAUUAAAAGAGAAGCUACGUUUGCA